This is a messenger RNA of Brassica napus (rape), 1395 nucleotides long. Its product is annotated as low-temperature-induced 65 kDa protein-like. Lineage: Eukaryota; Viridiplantae; Streptophyta; Magnoliopsida; Brassicales; Brassicaceae. Bases 134 to 1258 code for a protein of 374 amino acids. Gene Ontology annotation, biological process: response to abscisic acid. The record is from RefSeq and is a predicted model, not a curated record. The transcript is spliced from 5 exons.
UCCAAGAACCUCGGAUAAACAAGAUUCAGGGACAUGCACACCACCCUUUCUUGUCUUUAUAUGCAUCUUGUGUUAUCAUCUGAGAAUCAAAGUUCCAAAACAGAAAACCUACAAGACUGUUUGUUUUUCUCAAAUGUCGCAUCAACUUGACCCGGUCGCUGAGCUCGAAACCUUAAAAACACAUGUUCAUCAACCAGGAAGCCCUAGCUUCUCAACACUUCGCCAGCGUCAUCAUUCUGGUGAAGCGUCUAAAUUGUCGCCUAUUGGCUCACCAAGAAAGGAAAAUGAGCAUCAUGGAGAACAUUCCCACCAUAAGAAAUCUUUGUUCUCAAAAAUGAAGGAUAAGGCAAAAAAGCUGCAGCACAGUCUCAGCGGCAAGAGGAGACAUGAUGAAGAAGGUGAUGCAACCAUGUCGCCACCAUUUGGCAGAUCCGCAGACCACCAAGUUAGAGAAGUAGGAGGUUUUGCCACACUUUCACCACGUGACAAUUCUAAAGACCAUAAAGUAAGAGAAGAAGGAGAAUUAGAAGAAGAAGAAGAUCCUGAAUAUCUCGGUGCCCCAAUGUAUGAAUCAAAGAAGGCACCUGAAGAGCUAAAGGCCACUGCGAGACAGCAUCCCCGAGAAACUCCUGUGAUCACUGAGACGAAUGUCUUGUCUGUUCUCCCAGCCAAUCACCACGCUGAACAACAAAAAGAUUGUACUGGGUCCAACAGAGAAAACCCUAUGAUCUCUGAGAAGAAUGUCUCGUCGAAUGUCAAGCAAGAGAAGAAAGGGAAAGAGUACACAAACAAGGAACCAACUAGUCCAAGCAAGACAGUAGCAGAAACCGUAACAGAGACGCUAGCACCUGCUUAUGCCAAAGUCUCUGAAGCUACUCACGCUAUAACCAAGAAGAUUCAAGAUAUGGCUUUCCCGGAAACAACAGAUGCAGAGCCGGAGAUAAAAGAUGUUUCAGAAAUCAACACCGCAGGGACUAACCAGCCUGCUGGCUUCAACACUCAGGUAUGGGACAAAGGCGUGUCCAUGAAGGAAUACAUAAGCCAGAAGUUUACGCCUGGGGAAGACGAUAGAGAACUUUCUCGAGUGAUAUCUAAAGCUAUAAGCCCUCGCAAAGCUUCUUCCGAGGCUGGUACAUUUAAUGGAGCCACAAACAUGGUGCCUGCUUCAAACUCAUCAGACAACAAAGCUCCCAUUUUAGCCAACACAAAUGAGAUUGUUAAGGAAGAAAAUCAUGGGAAGAUGCUUCAACCAAACUGAAGAACAAAGUGUCUGUGUUAAAUCUGUAUUGGCAUCUAUUUGUUGUAUUAUGAGAUUGAAGAUACUAAUACAUCAUUUUUGUUUUGUUUUCAUUCAUUUAAUUGACCAUUAGUUUUAUUGAAAACAUGAUUUUUUUU